Messenger RNA from Guyanagaster necrorhizus, 1035 nucleotides. RefSeq lists its product as uncharacterized. The record is from RefSeq and is a predicted model, not a curated record. Bases 1 to 1035 code for a protein of 344 amino acids. Lineage: Eukaryota; Fungi; Basidiomycota; Agaricomycetes; Agaricales; Physalacriaceae. The transcript is spliced from 12 exons.
AUGCUAUCUUUCCUCUCUCUUCUCCUAGUCGCUGGUAGCGCCAAUGCAUGGUUCAGACUCCCAUGCACGCUGCCGCUCGUUCAAGAGCGCCUUGACCCUAUCGAGCAGCCCAGCGUAAAUCCCUCCAAACAUGUCCAUACUGUACACGGAGGAUCCAACUUCGCGGCUGACAGCACCUACCAAACCAUGCGCGAGUCUCGAUGCACUUCAUGUCAAGUCGGACAGGAUCUCUCCAACUAUUGGUUCCCCAAGCUCUACUUCAGGGACCCACAGACAGGACUAUUCGAAUCUGUCGCCAACGGUGGUCUCCUCAUCUACUACCAGAACCGCGGAAGCAUGGACGUCGCCAACGGCGGUCCUGGGCUCAAAGCCUUCCCGGAAGGGUUCAGGAUGAUCACCGGGGACCCGACGAAGCGCAGCUUCCCGUACGUUCAGCUAUCGAGCACACCGUCAUUUCCUCCUGGCUUGGGCACCCAGGCCGAACUCGCGGAAAGUGCCAUCGCCUGGCUGUGCUUGCGCUACACGACGAGCAACCCCGACUAUGGAGGAACGGGCGGAUUUCCCACUACGGACUGUGAGGCCGGGUUCCAAUCUAGGUUGCAUUUCCCUGCGUGCUGGGACGGCGUUCUCGACAAUGGCGAUUGCCCCUCUACGCACCCCGUGGGCCUCAUGAAGCUCUUCUACGAGAUUACAUGGAAUAUCCACGACUUUGUCGGGAGAUGGAACGAGAGUGACGGAUGGCCCGAUCCGACAGGAUACGGAUGGCACGGCGACUUCCAGAAUGGAUGGGAUGUCGAAGCUCUGCAAGAUGCGAUCGACAACUGCAACAACCCCGAUAACGAUACUAUCAAUGGCGUAUUCACCGCUUGCUCGGUAUUCGAUAUCAUCAGCGCUGAUACCACUAAUGAGUGCAGAAUCGCUGCGGUGGUCGAUGAGGCUACGGAGGGUACGCUCGCGAAGCUCCCUGGAUGCAACCCGCUGCAGUACGGCCCGGGGGAUGCUACGAUGUAUACAGAUGCAGAGUGCCCAUCCUGA